AUGUUCGCAGAGCUCGGUGGGCCUGGCAGGACAGGGGCCGCAUCACCGCACCUGUCCUCGUCUUCGCGUACGGCGAAGAGUCGGAAGCAGCGCCGCAAACAUCAUGUACAGCAAGUGGUUGGCAAGGACGUCGCCGAGCGCGCCAAGUCGAUGACAGAUGCGGAGUGGGAGAGUGUAUCUAUGGCGGACAAGCACGCCUUCACCAAGUACAUGGGCGCGCUUUUGCGCGAGCACCCGACCGAGGCAACUGAGCAGCAGCGGCGUCGCUACUUUGAAACGACCAUGGUUGACCCGCGCGACCUCGAUCCGAGUCGCACUGUGCGAGAUGAGUUUGAGCGACUGAAGAUGGGCCUGCCCGUGCAGCUCAAAGACCCACAGCGUUCACUUGGCGUCUCGCAGGCCAUAUUCGAAGCCGGUGACGCAAGCCUGUUCGACCCUGACAAGGUGGACGCACUGGAGGAUGCGAUGGUGCAGAUUAAGCAGGUAUUUACGGACUACGUUCGGCAGCGCCGCGAAGGCGUGAGCACGGAAACGGCCCGCCGCAAGCUGGCGAACAUGCUGGCAGACUUGAACGUCGAGACGCAGCGACAUCUGAGUCACAUGUUCAAGUACGCGGAGGAGAGGGUUCGGCAGGAGGCGCGCGAGGAGCGGAAGCGGCAGCUGAGCGAGCUGCAGCGGCUGCGCCAACUCGUGUCGUCGUCGACACGGCAUCGCGCUUCUCCGUCGCCCGAGCCAACUGCUCCGACCCCCUCCACCGGUACGUCGGUGCCGGAAGGCGGCGCGUGCUCUUCGACAUCGUGCUCAGGAGGGGAUGCAGACCUAGGCGCCGGUCAUGACACCUUCUCUCCGUCUCCAGGAGCGCUAGCCAAGACGAAGAAGCGCGCCGUCUUAAAGCGGUCACUGGGCAAGGCCCUCGGCUUGGAGCUCAGCGUCGUGGAGAGCCUCAUCACGGAGCUCGAGGCGCAGGAGAAGUUCAUGCAGUUCUGUGAGGUGUUUGCUCGCCUCACCGUCUCCCAGGGGUUCCGCCACGGCCCCGAAGACGAGCGCCUCGAUGCAUACACGGAGAGCCUUAGGCGGCUGUACUCCGUAGACGCGAAUAAGCUCAGCACACUUGACGUUGUGCAGUACCUCGCCGCCAAGGAGGAGGCGCACCCAGUGGACUGGGCAAAGCGGUGGUACGAGCGCCUUGUCCGCAUCCCGCUCGAGCACACGUCGGAGUACAAGCGACUGGAGGCGAUUCGCGACGGCGACACUGCGGCGCUGGAGCUGCAAGCCCGGGCCGCGCGCGAGGCGGACGCGCCGGUGUCCGCAGGCCACGAAGCCGCCAUGCAGGCCGAGCGGGCGGCUGCCGCUGGGCGGACGCAGCAGGCUGUGCGCCUGGUAGAGAAGAUGUUCAUGCGCCCAGACGACCCACGGCUGAAGAGUUUACACGAGCGGAGACUGCGGUACAUCGCCUACCUGCAGAUGGAGCGGCAGAUUGCGCAGGCACGUGAGAACGCGAAGAUUUUUGCGGGCGUCGAAGCAACAGAAGAGGCGGCGGAGUGCCGAAGACUUUACGCGCAGUUCAUGGAGCGUAAGCAGCGGCUCGCCGCGCUCGGCGACCCUGUCGACUCUGCAGCAGCUCCCAUCACCGAGGCUGGCGCCACCGAAUCGAUGGACGGCUCUGCCGCUGCGACCUCCCCGGAUGUCGUUACAGCAGUCGCCGAAGCUGCCGGCAACACGAACGUGUUUGAGCAAGACCCUGAGGCUGCUGCAUUGUUCGAGCGAAUCAGCCGCAUCACUCAAUCCGUCAUUCAUACAUACAGUCGAGAGAGACGCCGGCGUAGCAAGGCCGCCGCCAAGGCUGAGGUAUUCACGCGUGUGAUGCAGCAGGUUGCUCUCAAGAACGCGGACGGGAGCCGUGCUGGCCGCGCCGAGGAGCUUCAGCGGCUGCUGCAGGCGAAGAAGGACAAGGUGGCGCAGCGGAUGCUGAAUGUACUGGAGGCAGACGUGAAGUCCGACUUGGAGUGGCUGGAUGCAAUGGACGAGGCCGAGCGGCCACCGCUUCUGCCCAUCCCAGAAGGCAUGUCCUACGUCUCUGCGGCGGAUGUGCAGGCCUGGAAGGAGGUCCGCGAAGCUGACAAGGCCCUUUCUGCCGACCCGUUUCGCAAGAACAAGAAGCGGUUUCAGCCACAGCUUUUUGGGCAGCAGUGGCAGCUGCCUGAUAAGCCGCUUCUGUUUUGGGGCACCGGAACACGGGCGGUGCAGCAGGCGCUGGAACACGCCGCUGACGAUGCAGAGCUGCGCCGUCGUGGUGAGCCGCUGACGCCGCCGUACCCCUGCCCAGAGAAUCCGUGGGGCUGGCGACUCGUCAAGGACAUCCUCGAUGAUUAA
Molecule: messenger RNA, 2373 nt
Organism: Leishmania mexicana MHOM/GT/2001/U1103
Lineage: Eukaryota; Euglenozoa; Kinetoplastea; Trypanosomatida; Trypanosomatidae
Exons: 1
Coding region: 1-2373 (790 amino acids)
Source: RefSeq, a predicted model, not a curated record